Rotaria sordida is the source of this 841-nucleotide messenger RNA. The record is from the annotation of a GenBank genome assembly. NCBI's taxonomy places the organism in Eukaryota, Metazoa, Rotifera, Eurotatoria, Philodinida, Philodinidae.
UAUUGAAGAAUUUUUUUCUUUUUAUUUAGAUGUAUUAGAUGAAUAUGUAAGUCCCGUAUCAGCAGCUGAAUUAUUUCUUUCUGAAGCUGUAGCAAAACGAAAAGAUGUUUUAAUGAAAACAGUUUCAUUUCUUGGUACAAUAAUACAUAAUGAUACAAUAACAAUAAAACAAAAAGAUGGUAUUUUACAUAUGUUAGGUGUUAUUGGUAAUAUUCUUAUUAAAAAAAAAGCAUUUGCUAAUCAAUUAGAAAAUAUGAUUGUUCAAUAUUUAUUUCCUGAAUUACAAAGUUCAACAGCAUUUUUACGUGCACGUGCUUGUUAUGCAAUAAGAAAUUUUUCUAAACUUGAAUAUACAAAUAAUGAUAAUUCAGUACGAUGUUUAACAUAUCUUAUAAAUUGUUUAUGUAAUGAUACAUCAUUACCAGUUAAAGUUGAAGCUGCUAUGGCUUUAAAUUUAUUUAUGUCUGAUACAGAUACAGGUGAAAAAGGUAAAGCAAUUAUAAUACCACAUUUACAAAUAAUUGUUAUGCGUAUUAUUGAAAUAAUUCGACAAACGGAAAUUGAUGAUGUUAUGAUUGUUUUACAAAAAAUUGUUGGUUUAUUUGAUCAAGAAUUACAACCAAUUGCUGUACAAAUGACAUCACAAUUAGUUGAAUUUUUUAAACAUGUUGUUUGUUCAGAAAAUACAUCAAAUGAUGAAAGUAAAGCAGAAGAACGAACUGUUGCUGCUAUGGGUGUAUUAAAUACAUUAGAUACAAUUGUUAGUUGUAUGGGAGAAAAACCAGAAGUAAGUCUAAAAGAAAUUAAAGUUAUCAAUGAAAUAUUGAUAAGAUGUUUAUAG